Linderina pennispora is the source of this 1037-nucleotide messenger RNA. RefSeq lists its product as uncharacterized. Bases 64 to 945 code for a protein of 293 amino acids. The transcript has 5 exons. The record is from RefSeq and is a predicted model, not a curated record. NCBI's taxonomy places the organism in Eukaryota, Fungi, Kickxellomycota, Kickxellomycetes, Kickxellales, Kickxellaceae.
CCCCGACACACCUUUUGCUAAAGUAUAGUCUUUGGAGUAACUGACCCUUUUCUUGCUGUCACCAUGAACUAUGACCAUUCUUCACCCUAUACCUCCACUGGACUCAGCAGGAAGAAAUACACGCAUCACUCUCCGGCCAUGCCCAUCCGCUGGUAUGGCUGCGACGAAUGCAACUUGGUGUUCGAUGGCUAUCACAAGCUAAAGCGGCACCGCAUUACGCACCAGAGCCACACUACAUACCAAUUUCCCAUCACUCAAGAGAAGAGAGUCCUAUGUCUAUCACCUAUGCUGAACUCUCAUAAAUUCAGGUGCGGGCCAUGCAUGGCUGAGGCUCAUAGCAAGAGGUUCAGACAUGUGGCAGGACCCAGCUCGCCGCUGACUUCACAAAAAAAGAGCGACAUUGGCUACAUCAUCCAUCCAGCUGCUGCCAUGUCCGCACACUCGCCAGAAAUGAGCUCUACUAGCUCCGCGGGAUCGGUCUUCAGCGAUGAUCUCUUUCGUGUUGGUCUUUCUUUUCACCAGCCAAGUGGCCUACUCAUCUGCCACCUGUGCAAAAGGGUGGUUGUCAAUCCUAGACUACGCGAGCACUUUACUCUGACCGCAUCAGCUUGCCAAGGAACGACGACAUUCAUUGCUGCCAGACUCUAUCUGCGUUCAUUCCCAAGGAAAGUGUACAACAUAAAAACGGCCAAAGAGUGGAUCGAGUCGCUCAAUGGGCAGGCCAUCGAAAAGAUUCCUGGCUUUCCAGUCACUUCAGUGUCAAAAUGUGCAAUAUGUGGAUACCUUUGCAAGUCAGGAACGCUCAAAGACCAUUUUACCAAGGCCCACCGAGGAACUCCAUCAGCACCCCACACCCAAAUCACCAUUGCCCAGCAGCUUUUUAGCACCAUCAUGCUGCCGAAGUAUGUGGAGGUGCGCCACGAUCCUGAUAUGGCGCCUCCUUGAACAUGUGCAUGUGCAAUGUAAUGGUAGCAGCAUCGUCUUUGCCGUAAUCGAACUUUAUCUCACGUAAACUAAUAUAUUUACUAAUAGCUAGC